This is a messenger RNA of Dinoponera quadriceps, 3320 nucleotides long. RefSeq names its product sodium-independent sulfate anion transporter-like. The record is from RefSeq and is a predicted model, not a curated record. NCBI's taxonomy places the organism in Eukaryota, Metazoa, Arthropoda, Insecta, Hymenoptera, Formicidae. Gene Ontology annotation, molecular function: sulfate transmembrane transporter activity. Gene Ontology annotation, cellular component: membrane. The coding region runs from base 691 to 2634 and encodes 647 amino acids. Gene Ontology annotation, biological process: transmembrane transport. The transcript has 11 exons.
ACGUAGAGUUGAAUAUUUAAAAAAUAUAUAAUAUUACAAUAUAUAACAAUAAUUAAUAUUAUUUUUUAAAUCUUAUUAGAAGCGGACAUAUAACCAUCUGUUAAUAUUCCCGAAAUAUUACUCAAUAUUAAAUAAUAUUACGCGCUUACGGAGAAAGCUAAGAGCGAAACUUUGCCGAACCGAUCAUUCUUUUCGCAUCAAUUUCAUGAAGAGACGCCCACGUGCGAGAAGUUUCGUUGUGCGCUUCAUUGUCUGUUCGUCUUGAUUCGAACGCUAACAAUUGUAAAUAGACAGAAACUGCUGGAGGGAAGCCGCUCGUUAAUACCCAUCAAUCCCGCGACGUCAAGGUUCUCCGCGCGCAAAGAUCACUAUCAGAUUCAGUAAACAGCGUUUAAGAUGCGCUUAAGGAAAACGCGUCAAUCAUUCGUGGGAGGACUCAGCGAGCGAAAUUAAGCGAAGCUACUCUUCGGUCUCUGUAUUUGUACGGAGCUUUAGGGAUGUACACGGGCGUGUACGCGAUAAGAAUCCAAAAGCGCGCGCGGUAGAGUUUCGCUGCGACCGAGAGAGAUCACGCGCGCGUAUCUCGCGUGUAAAUUAUUUCCACUUGAGAGUUGAGUCGCACGCGGCGAGUGCGGACGGCGGAUUCGUUGCUUUUUCUACGAGUGAUAUUCACCGUUUUCCGUAUUUUGAAUGAUGUCCGUGGCUGCGAAGGCAUCCGAAGUCGAGGAAUGCUCACGGCCGACGAAGCGGAAGUGUCCUUCCGCGAUGGCCAAGCACAUGCCGAUACUCGGCUGGUUACCGCAAUACAGCCGAAUGAAGGCCAUGUCGGAUCUCAUCGCGGGCAUCACUCUGGGCCUCACUAUGAUCCCGCAGAGUAUAGCUUACGCAGCGCUGGCCGGCCUAACGGCCCAGUAUGGCUUGUAUUCUUGUUUCGUGGGCGGUUUUUUGUACAUCGUCUUCGGCACCAUCAAAGAAGUUUCAAUCGGCCCGUCGUCCCUGAUGGCUCUCAUAACGCUGCAAUACACGCGGGACAUGCCAAUUGAGUUCGUAGUGCUUCUGUGUUUCCUAGCCGGAUGCGUGGAGCUCUUGAUGGGCGUAUUAAAUUUAGGAUUUUUGGUAGAUUUUAUAUCGAUACCAGUAACGUCGGGCUUCAUCUCGGCGACGUCGAUGAUUAUAAUUAUCGCCCAGUUGCAGGGCCUUCUGGGAUUGAAAUACAGAUCGGUUAAUAUCAUCGACAAUUUGUACAAGUUGUGCAAAAACAUCGGCAACAUCAGACUGCCAGAUCUUGCUCUCGGUAUCUGUAGCAUCUUGUUUCUUCUGCUUUUCAAAAAACUGAAAGACAUCGACUGUCCUUGUGGGGGAGACAAGAGAAGCACUUCUAAAAACUCAGUAAUGAAGAAAAUACUGUGGUACUUCUCGAUUGGUAGGAAUGCUCUUAUUGUUUGCAUAACAACUGUGAUAGCUUACCGACUUGAAACUACAGGAUCCGCUACGUUUAGACUAUCAGGAAAAAUCGAGUCUGGUCUGCCAACAUUGUCGUUACCGCCCUUUUCAGCACAAGUGGGCAAUCAAACUUACACGUUCCUCGACAUGUGCGUCCAUUAUGGAUCGGGCUUAGUGAUACUCCCUAUCAUAUCAGUCCUGGCGAACGUGGCGAUAGCUAAAGCAUUUGCAAUGGGCGCGAAUGUAAACGCCACGCAAGAGAUGCUGACACUCGGCCUCUGUAACAUAGUCGGAAGCUUCGUAUCGUCGAUGCCGUCCACCGGUGCAUUUACAAGGAGCGCAGUCAGUAAUGCCAGUGGCGUGCAAACGCCUAUGGCUGGUUUAUAUUCUGGUACUAUGGCGUUGCUGGCACUGAACUAUUUAACGCCAUAUUUUUAUUAUAUUCCACGCGCCACGUUAGCGGCAGUGCUGAUAACCGCGGUGAUAUUCAUGAUCGACCUGAAGAUCAUAAAGUUGCUCUGGAAAGGACGUAAGAUGGACGCCGUUGCGGCGAUAGGUACCUUCUUAAGCUGCUUAUUCAUCAGCGUCGAAAUUGGGCUGCUUCUGGGCAUUUUCUUCAAUCUAGUCUUCUUCAUCCGGCCAUCAGCGAGACCAACUGUUCAAGUUAUCAACCGUAAGACUGACUUAGGAAAUAAGUACGUAAUGUUGGAGCUCGACACAUGUUUAUAUUAUCCCGCGGUAGCUUCCUUUAUUGACAAAGUGAUGACUAUAGUAAGAAACGAGGGAAGCGAUGUGUCGUUGAUCGUGAAUUGUGAAAGAUUCGUCGACAUCGAUUACACUUCAAUCAAGGGAAUCGAAAUGCUAUCGACAAGGCUGAACCAUAAGAUAAAUCGAUUUUGGCUGCUGAAUCUUAAUUCCGACAUCGUAAGACGUAUCAAUAUACUCGCCGAUAACAAAUAUAUUCGUCUGAUCGGAAAUGAAGAGAAUAUCAAGGAUGUUCUUCAUGAGAAUGAUGCGUUGUUAUCUAACGGAGAGUUUGAAAACUCUAUCGAUGUAGGAAUGAAGAAAAUGGUAGAGAUAAAAUACUCGAGUCAUGAGGAUUUUUUAAAUUUGAAUCCGCAACCGGAGAACUCUGAAAUCAUUGCCGAAGACAUGACAGCAAUGUUGCCCACCAAAUCAAGAAUACAAUAACCACACGAGAGCAACUUGGUUCUAAUUAAAUUAAAUUUAUAAUUAUGGAUAUAGAGAUAAUUAUAGAAACGAUUAUAUCUAUAAUAAAAAUUCCAUAUUUAAAAGUUUAGAACGAAAAAUGCGGAAACAUUUAAUCGUAAGUUUAAAUAAAUACACAUAGAUAAAAAUAUAUAUGAAAUGAAUAAGAUAUUUGAAAUUCUUCAAAAAUGACACGAUAAGUCUGGUCGUAAAUAAAUCAUUAUUUGUUGAUAAUUUCUUGUCUAUUUGAAAUUUUUUCUUAUACAUAAUCUUAUUUCUUCACGGAAGAUUCAAGAUUUCUACAGGAAAAAAAUACCCAACGAGAAAUGACUUAUUGAAUUGAUAUCGAAAAUAUAUAUCAAAUAUCGGUUAAAAUAUUCAUCGAUUUCGAUGCAUUUCUAUUACAACUUUUAAUGAAUUUUCGACCCUCAAAAUAAUUCAAUUUCAACUCAAUGUCAAUGAUUCAAUUUCGAUUCAAUAUCAACGAUUACGUACAGAUUAUCGUGCCCCUCCGAUGCUACCAAUGAUAACAUUUUUUUCUUCAAAUGCCUUGUUUUCGACAUAUUUAACCGUUUCAGGAUUUUUGGAACACACUAUAGAUCGCAUACCGCAAGUCUAUUAAUUUAGGAUCAAAAUAUAAUGGGGAAAUAUUUAUUACGAUCUUUUUA